Messenger RNA from Cyprinus carpio (common carp), 1371 nucleotides. RefSeq names its product calbindin 2b (gene calb2b). The record is from RefSeq and is a predicted model, not a curated record. Gene Ontology annotation, biological process: regulation of presynaptic cytosolic calcium ion concentration; regulation of long-term synaptic potentiation. NCBI's taxonomy places the organism in Eukaryota, Metazoa, Chordata, Actinopteri, Cypriniformes, Cyprinidae. Gene Ontology annotation, molecular function: calcium ion binding. Gene Ontology annotation, cellular component: synapse; terminal bouton; nucleus.
UACGGAGGGGGUUAAAAACUGCCCUCUCUGUCAGGAUACUUGCAGUGACUCGCACAGGGGUAGAGGAGUGCUUUAAAGACAGGACACUUGUUUCUUUGAAACCAAGAGGGGAGAGAAAAACGAUAGAUAUGGCGAAUAAAGCACCAGAGCCCUUUCCUUUGCACCUGGCGGAACUCACUGCUUCCCAGUUUCUCGACAUCUGGAAUAAAUUCGAUGCUGACGGAAAUGGCUGCAUUGAAGGGAAGGAACUGGAACAUUUCAUUCGUGAGCUCGAGCUAGCAAGGAAAAGUGCGGAUCCUUCAAAUGCCUCAUUCAAAGACAGGAUGAAAGAGUUUAUGCAAAAAUUUGAUGAGAACGGUGAUGGGAAGAUUGAGAUGUCAGAGCUGGCCCAGAUCCUGCCCACGGAGGAGAAUUUUCUAUUAUGCUUUAGACAGUUUGUGGGAUCCAGUGCAGAGUUUAUGGCAGCAUGGAGAAAAUAUGAUACUGACCGUAGCGGAUACAUUGAAGCCAAUGAACUGAAGGGCUUUCUCUCAGAUCUGCUGAAGAAAGCAAACAGACAUUACGACGACAAGAAACUGAAUGAAUAUACACAGACCAUACUUAAAAUGUUUGACCUGAAUGGUGAUGGGAAACUGGGACUGUCGGAGAUGGCUAGACUGCUUCCUGUGGAGGAGAACUUUCUGCUCAAGUUUCAGAAUUUCAAACUAUCUGCUGAAGAAUUUGAAGCAAUCUUCACCUAUUAUGAUAAGGAUGGAAAUGGUUACAUUGAUGAACAUGAACUGGAUGCACUGCUGAGAGACCUCUACCAAAAACAUAAAAUGGUUGUUGACCCUCAAAACCUGUCUAGCUCAAAGAAGAGCAUCAUGGCGUUAUCUGACGGAGGAAAGCUGUUCCGCACAGAGCUGGAGAUUGUGUUAUGCAAGGAUCCGUCAGUGUGAACUCCGAGUUCUUAACUCUCACUUCCUUCACCCACCCCAAUCUAGCCAAAGCAGGUGCAUGUGGUGGCUCUGUUCCACCUCUUAUCCUGUCAAAGUUAAUCAGCAUCCACAACAUACUCAUCUCUCCGUGGCAUGCCUUUCCCAAAGAUAUGGCUUCUUGAUGUGUGCAUCUCUUGCUUGUCUUUUAUAUGUCAAAAUAUGACAUUGUGGUAUAAUAAUGGAUAUAUGGUCUUAUUCUCCUGCUUGUACCAAAUCUUCAAUUCAGUUUGUUACUUUCUGUAGCCUAUGCAGCCUGCUCUCUCUCCAUUCCCCUCUUUCUCUCUAUCUUUCCAAUCUCUCCCAUAUCUCCUUUUUUGUUCCUAGCAAGACUGUAGACUGUUCUGUUUUGCCAACACUGCUAAAAGAAUUAUUGAAAUAAAGAUCAGAUAAUACA